This is a messenger RNA of Capsaspora owczarzaki ATCC 30864, 2805 nucleotides long. RefSeq names its product xenotropic and polytropic murine leukemia virus receptor xpr1. Bases 102 to 2663 code for a protein of 853 amino acids. Lineage: Eukaryota; Filasterea; Ministeriida; Capsasporidae. Gene Ontology annotation, cellular component: plasma membrane; Golgi apparatus; cytoplasm. The record is from RefSeq and is a predicted model, not a curated record. Gene Ontology annotation, biological process: phosphate ion transport; cellular response to phosphate starvation. Gene Ontology annotation, molecular function: inositol hexakisphosphate binding. The transcript is spliced from 11 exons.
UCAGAGCUCAACUCGCAGUCACUCUCAGGAGGAAAGCUUUCAAGCAUACACAUUAGAGUCGGAUAUCUCAUACGUCUCGCGCAAGCCGUCAUUUAGUAGCCAUGAAGUUCUCCAAGCACAUUCGCCGCAUGGCACUGAGCGAAUGGAACCACCAGUACCUGGAUUACAAGCAACUGAAACAACAACUCAAGAAGGUCGCGAGCGCAACCGCCAAUUUUUCGUCGCACAGCACGUCCACUCGACUGCUGAGCACGGUUGAGGAUGACGCGCAGCUUGUGGCAGAUCAGACGAGGUUUUUGGCUGCAGAGGCCGAGUUUGUGCGCCUGUUCGAUGACGAGGUUGUCAAACUGAAUGGCUGCUUCACCGACAAGGUCAGAGAGGCGCUUACCAACUACAAGGCUCUGCGUCAUCAAGUGUAUCUCCUUGAAGAGCUGCGCCAGACGAUGGCAGAGGAAAGCACAGCUGUAGAUUCCGCGACGGUCGAGCGCAACAACCCAACAACCACAGCAAACCUCACGACGCCAAUUUCGGCAUUCCGACUGGACUUUGACGCGCACAGACCAGAGCUGGCCCAUCCGGCGUCGGCGCCCGCCAGUGCGCUGGUGGACAUCCUCAACCGCCGCUUGGCGCGCCCUGCACCCGUCGCACAACCCCGCGGGCGCUCGCAAUCCAUCCACUCUGUUAUUCCCUCAGCCAUGUCCGCAGAGGACUCGGAAACUCUGGCGGCAGCUGCCACCGUUAUUGCACAAGCUGAAGGCAAUGAACCAUCUUUGACCCUUGGGGAUGUUGACGAGACCCUGCCCAACCCGAACGCCGACUACAAGGCGUUCACCGCGAAAGAACGCGAGGAGCGCGAUCGCCCCAUUGUGAUUGCACUAACUCCCGGGGUACCGCGAAGCGAACGCGCUCGCUCGACUGCCGCAGGCAUGCCCUCCACCAGCACUGGCCUGACCUCGACCAAAAUGCCUGCCAGCUACGGCGCCAUCGCCGACACUGGCUCCAUUAACCAUGACGGCCCACCCACGCUGCGUCAGCGAGUGCUUCGCACCUUGCGUCCUCCUCCCAACCAGUACAAGUAUGCGCGCGAUCAGCUUGCCGCUGCAUUCCGAGAGUACUAUCGCUUCCUGGAUCUCGUCCGCGCAUACCACACGCUCAACCACACUGCGUGCUCCAAGAUUUUGAAAAAGCACGACAAGAUAACUGGCUUGCAGUCCCGUGACGUCUGUCUCGAGAAAUUGAAGCAGGAGCCAUUCAUGACGCUGCUAGAUGCGUUGAUUCCGCUCACGCUCGAGUGCGAGAAAAUGUACUCUUCAAUCAGGUUUGGUGGCAAUCGCAAGCAAGCCAUGGGUGAGCUCCGCCUGGCCGGAAAAGCCACAGUGCGACCCACGUCUGCAUUUCGUCUGGGUUCUUGGACGGGAAUGUGUCUUCCGCUGCUCGUCCUCGUUGCCAUCGCAGUCUCGGCUCGAAGCAGCAACCCCGCUCUUGCAGAUUUCACCCCCAUGUGGCUCAUGUAUCGAGGCAUGAUGCUGCCCAUCUUUAUGCUCUGGCUGGUGGCUGGUAACUUUUGGGUCUUCCAGAAACGCAAAAUCAACUUUGUCUUGAUUUUCGAUUUCAACCCCCGCGACCACUUGAACUUUGCGCAGAUUGCGGAGCUGGCAGCAUUCCUCACAGUCACCUGGUGCAUCAGUCUCCUGUGCUACACGUUUUCCGACUCAAUUACCUUCAUCCCAGGCCGGUACAACCCGCUGGCUCUCGCCGUGUUUUACGUUCUGUUCAUGUUGAAUCCGUUUAACGUCCUGCGGCGAUCUGCCCGCUAUUGGACAUUGAGGAUAUUUGGCCGUGUUAUUCUCUCGCCAUUCACCCAAGUUCGCUUUGCGGAUCUCUGGCUCGGUGAUCAGCUUAUUAGUCUAGUGACUGCUCUUCUCGACUGGGAGUUUUUGUUCUGUUACUACAUUACCGGGGCCACCACUUCGACUGACUGCGUGCACGUGUCCUCUGGUAUUCGCCCUUUCAUUUCUGUGCUCCCGGCAUUCUGGCGUUGCAUGCAAUGUCUUCGUCGCUACUACGACACUCGUGCGGUCAACCCGCACCUUGUAAAUGCUGGAAAGUACGGUGUCACAUUGCUGGUCAGCAUUCUCUCCUCCGUCGACAGUUCGAUUCGUGAAAAGGACUCGACAAUCACCUGGACCGACUGGCGCACUACGUGGGUGCUGGCCUCCGUCGCUAGUGCCAUGUACUCGUACAUUUGGGAUAUCAAGAUGGAUUGGAGCCUCGGCGAACGCGCGCACGGAUUUCUGCGCAAGGAGCUUGCGUUCCACCCAAAGAUUGUUUACUAUCUCGCCAUGUUCUUCGAUCUGGUACUUCGCCUGUUUUGGACGUUCACGCUCGCGCCCCAACAUGCCUUCGAAGGCGUGCUGUCGUCGCAGAUUUUCGUGUCAUUCCUGGCGUUUAUGGAGGUUGCGCGUCGUUGCAUGUGGAACCUGUUCCGUAUCGAGAACGAGCAUGUCAGCAACUGCGGCCAGUCGCGUGUCAUCGUCGACAUCCCUCUGCCAUUUGAGCGUUCGGAAAAUCGCGAGUCCGAGCUGUCGAAGGUCGCUUACAAGUACGACACUCUCCCUGACGAGGAUGCGGAGAUCAGCGUCUCUGUGACACAUCACGACUAGCGUGUGAUUGCCUUGUGCUCCUCGUUUCGUGUUUGGUUUUGCGUGUUCGGUUUUUGUGUGUUUGGUUUUGUGUGCUUGUGUUGCAUUGCAUGGGAAGUGUCGAUGUAUGUUUUAUUCAACAUGAUUGUUGGUUGCUGUUCAA